AUGUUGGUCAUUAAUGUAGCCGCCGAUAUUUUUAACAGUAAAGUGAACUUUGAACUUAAUUUCCCACACAGACCAACGUUGCUGGAGGUGUCACGUGCCACGGAGGCGGCAUUCUCAAAUGAAAUUGCACUUCGUCGUCCAGACAACGUUCCACCACACAACUUUCAUGUCGCCAAGAUUAAGAUAUAUGACGAGGAGCGAAACAAGUGGGUGGAUUUGACGUCGGAGGGGCAGCUGAUGGACUACUGCCAGUUGUACGCAUUUCAACCAGAAAACCAGUGGCAUAAGGAAAGCCAGAAGGAAAUUCCAGCCGCAGUAAAGCCACCAACAUCCGCGCAGCGCCACCCAGGAACUCACUCAGCCUCGGCAGUCGGGCGUGGAAACUCCAACGGCGGUGUGUCUCAGGCUGGGACGAUUGCGGCCUACACAGGCAACCGUACACCAGUUAGCCAACGCAGUGAGUCCCAAUCGUUCCGUCGUGCAUCACUUCACACAAGCACAUCCGGCGCGCUGGUUCCCAAAAUAAAUGCUGAAGCGUCACAAGAAGAGAAGCAUCGUGUUUUAUUCGCCGAGUUGGAUUCGAAAGGAAGCCGCACUUUGGGUCUGGGAGACUUCAAGCAGGGGUUUCAGACGUUUAACCUGGAACUUUCGGCCGAGACGGUGGAGGACCUCUUUGAGAAGGCUGACACAAACCGGGAUGGAACCGUUUCCUUCUCCGAAUUUGAACGUUUUUGUCGUCUCUAUCCCAUCAUGACGGAUUGUCUCUUUUUCCGCUCAAAGGCUUUUUGGGAUGAGGAGCAGCUCAAGCGGGAGAUUCAGGCAGAACGGCAGGCGGUGAGGCAGGCGGAGCAGGUCGUUGAACAAGUACGCAAAUCACUGGAGGAUGCGGAGCAAGACGUGGUUGCCGCGAUGGAUGCCGUCACGGUCGCGGAGGCAGACCUGAAGGACCGCACAGACCGACUCCGUGAUUUAACCAAAGACAUGGACAAUGCGAAGCGAGAAAAGGAACGGGCUAUUCGUGAGAAGAAGGAGUGUGAGAAGGAUCUUAUGAGCACAAAGGAACGUGAGAAGGAGAUACGCAAAGAGUCCCAAGACAUUGCCCGCGAGGCUGAAAAAUUGGAUCGCCGAGCCGCUGCUCUUUCCAGUGAAGCUGUUGGGGCGGAUGAUAAAGUUCGACAACUGGAGAAGGCAUUAGAAGAGGCGAGGCGAGUUGCAGAGCGAGCCCACCUGUCGGCCGAACAGGCAGCACGCGACGCCGACAGCAUGAAGCAGCGGGUUCGAGAUUCCACCAAGGACGUGGACGAUGUGUUGCGACAGAUUGCUCGUGCGGAGGAUGCUGUGCGCGGGGCAGAGCGCAACGUUGUGGCUGCGGACAACAGUGCGCGUGAACUCGAGGGAAUGGGGAGGGACCUCUCACGCGAGGCGGAGGAGGCCUCACAGCGACGUUACCAGUACGAGAAGGCUGUGGAAGACGCCAAGAACUCCGUCCGCGCGAGGGAGCAUCAGUUAGACGAAGCAAAACGACACGUGGAUGACAGGGAUGCUCUGGCGAGACAAAAGGAAACCGAGCUGACGGAACAAAGAAAACAAAGGGAUCUUAUAUCCCAGCACGAGCGGGCAUUAAUAGAGCAGGAAUUACGCCUACGGGAGCAGCGGGAUAGCCUGGAGGAACGUGAAACAAAACUAAUGUCAGAGGCAAGUAGUUUUUUGGGUAAUCUUCGCACUCAGCUGCAGGGAGGACGAUCCUAA
Trypanosoma cruzi is the source of this 1749-nucleotide messenger RNA. RefSeq lists its product as uncharacterized. Gene Ontology annotation, molecular function: calcium ion binding. The record is from RefSeq and is a predicted model, not a curated record. NCBI's taxonomy places the organism in Eukaryota, Euglenozoa, Kinetoplastea, Trypanosomatida, Trypanosomatidae. The transcript has a single exon. Bases 1 to 1749 code for a protein of 582 amino acids.